Branchiostoma belcheri (Belcher's lancelet) is the source of this 1413-nucleotide messenger RNA. RefSeq names its product signal peptide, CUB and EGF-like domain-containing protein 2. The transcript is spliced from 11 exons. The record is from RefSeq and is a predicted model, not a curated record. Gene Ontology annotation, molecular function: calcium ion binding. Bases 1 to 1413 code for a protein of 470 amino acids. Lineage: Eukaryota; Metazoa; Chordata; Leptocardii; Amphioxiformes; Branchiostomatidae.
AUGCAGGGUCUGUUGUAUACAGACAUAAACGAGUGCGAGACCAACAAUGGCGGCUGUGAGCAGAUCUGUGCCAACACUAUCGGAGGUUUCGAGUGCUCCUGUAGGGACGGCUUUCUCCUCGCUGAUGACGGCUUGACCUGUGCCGACAUAAACGAGUGCGAGACCAACAAUGGCGGCUGUGAGCAGAUCUGUACCAACACCGUCGGGAGUUUCGAGUGCUCCUGUAGGGCCGGGUUUCUCCUCGCUGGUGACGGCUUGACCUGUGCCGACAUAAACGAGUGCGAGACCAACAAUGGCGGCUGUGAGCAGAUCUGUACCAACACCGUCGGAAGUUUCGAGUGCUCCUGUAGGGACAAUUUCCUCCUAGCAGAUGACGGCUUGUCCUGUAACAACAUUGACGAGUGCGAGACCAACAAUGGCGGCUGUGAGCAGAUCUGUACCAACACCGUCGGGAGUUUCGAGUGCUCCUGUAGGGACAAUUUCCUCCUAGCAGAUGACGGCUUGUCCUGUAACAAGAUCAACGAGUGCGAGACCAACAAUGGCGGCUGUGAGCAGAUCUGUACCAACACCGUCGAGAGUUUCGAGUGCUCCUGCAGGGACGGUUAUGUCCUCGCGCCUGACGGCUUGUCCUGCACCGACAUAAACGAGUGUGAAACCAACAAUGGCGGCUGUGAGCAGAUCUGUACCAACACCAUCGGAAGUUUCGAGUGCUCCUGCAGGGCCGGCUUUCUCCUCGACACGAAUGGUUUCAACUGCUCAGACAUAAACGAGUGCGAGACCAACAAUGGCGGCUGUGAGCAGAUCUGUACCAACACCAUCGGAAGUUUCGAGUGUUCCUGUAGGGACGGUUUUUUCCUUGCGGAUGACGGCUUGACGUGCUUCGAAAUUAACGAGUGCGAGACCAACAAUGGCGGAUGUGAGCAGAUCUGUACCAACACCAUCGGAAGUUUUGAGUGCUCCUGUAUAGACGGUUUCCUCCUCGACAGUGAUGGACUUAGCUGCAACGACUGCCCCGACGGAUACAGGAGGUACAGGGACGGUUGUUUCCGCUUCUGGGGCGGGAAGAACGCUAAGAGCUACAGCGACGCCAGGCAGGUGUGUCAGCAGGACGGAGGGGACAUCUACAUGUGGAGGGAUGCUGCUGCUGUCGCUAGACUCAAGACCAAACUGAUCAGUGCUGGCUCCCCAAGUCUGUGGGUAGGCCUGAGUGAUGAGGACCUGGAGGGAACCUGGCUGUGGGCUGACGGGAUGGCCUUGGGUGGAAACGACUUUACCGACUGGUUCCCCGACCCGCCCGUCAACACGGAGGAGAAGGACUGCCCCGUGGCACGGCAGGCGGCCCAGUACCGCUGGAGGGCCGCGCGCUGCAACAAGCCCAAGGCUUUCAUCUGCCACGUACCGCUUGCUCCGUGA